AUCAGUCAAAAUGGGAAUUGAAAAUUCUCCUUCAGUCAAAUUUCAAAAAGUGAUUUAAAAGUAAUUCAAAAUUUAUUUGUGUUUAAAAACUUUAUUCGUGAAAUCGUACAUCAUCUUUUAUAGUGAAACUAAUUGAAUAAACUUUACCUGUGGGUAACAAGAAUUCUUCUAUAUAGCCGCGUAUCAGUUUAUAUUCCAAGAAGUAAAAAAUCUAAAAAGAAAAUUAACCCACAGCAAGUUCAAAAUAGGCUACUAAUAAAAUUAAGUCUACAGUGAUUAAACAUUUUUAUAAGAAUUGUAAUUUUAUUGAAGUUCGGUUCUGUACGCCUUUGAUCCACAUUUGCAAUUUGUUGAGCGCACGUUAUGGUCAGGCUCACCUGAACACUAUAUCCACUAUAUUUUACAUUAGCAUUUCGAAAACGAGUUAAAAAGCGGGAAGAAGUAUUCAUCUUUUUAAAAGAUGGACAGAGGCGAUAAAAAUAUUAAAACUGAGGAAAUUAACUUUGAAGACAUCUUGAAAUCCGAUGAAGAUGAUGCUGGUGGGAACAAGGAUACCGGUUCCGAAGAAGAUUUUGAAAAUGAGCUAGAAAUCGAAGAACAUCCAGAAGAAGACGAAGAACACGAAAAUGACUAUGAAGACGAACAUGAAGACGAGUUCAUAAACAAUUUUGAUGAAGAUUAUGACAAUGAAGAAGAUCUGGAAAAAGAACAGAAAAAACUGACAAAACAACAACAAAGCGAACAAUUUACGAUACAAAACCCACAAACUAAAACUAUAACAAUUGUACGUAAAGAUAUCAAAAAGCUCACUAGUUCACCAUCAGCCUACAAAAGUUCUUCAACGCAACCGACUAUUUUAAACAGUAUGAUGCAAAAUAAAGUUGUAGCAUCUUCUACUGGGCUUAUUAGAUUAGCCCCAAGAUCAACGGCGACAACCAUCGCAAACCCCUCUCCGUCGAUGUCAUCCUCGCCAAUGACAACCGUUACCAAAAAUGCAAAUGGAAAAAUAAUAUACUUACAGCGACCGGGUGGAAAAAGCGUUCCAGUUCGUGUUCCAACUUCUAUUGCAACGAAUACAUCCGCAAACAAUAAAACAAAGCAGACAGUUGCCAUUCAUGUGAUGCGAACUCCAGAUGGUAAUUUUGUGCCUUACAAAUCUGGCAAAGAGAUAAGCUCCAACAGCUCAGUAAUGGGAAGCAACAAGUUGAUUGGAAACACUGGUGGUGGAAAAGUGCUCAUGAAAGCUCCAAUUAAAUCUCCUCCUAGUUCCACUGUUCCCUCAGGAUCAAGAUCAAUGGGAUCAACAGUUAUUUCAGCUAUUGAAUCAAAGCCUAAAGUACGGCAAGUAAUAACUACAAGGCAAGUUAUAACAAAUCCAAAUAAUGGGGGUAGCAAAGUUAUGGUGCAGGGUACAACUGGUACAUCGCGACAAGUUAUGGUAUCAGGAAAUAUGAUUAAAAUGUCACCGAACACUUCAAGUGGGCAACUACAAGCCGUUCAAAUACCUGGCAAGCCAGGUAUUCAAUAUGUUCGAGUUUUAAAUAGUACACAAGGUGCAAUGUCACAACACAAAGUUACCUCGUCUGAUUCUUCGACUACACACAAGUACACAGUCUUAAACCAACCCAACAAGCAAUCCAUUGUUGUUAAGUCUCCAUUGACUGACAAGGAUCGGCACAUUAAAAUGACGACAGUGCCAACUUAUCGAAAAAUAAAUGACGUAAUAGUGCGAACAAAUGAAAGCGGAGCACAAAACUUAGUGCGGGCUCAGAAGAUUUCCCAAAUCAAUUCGCAAAUUGGAAGAUUUUGUAGUACUUCGAAUGUAAAAACUCAAAAUAAAUCCGAUGCGCCUGCAAAUAAAUGCUUUGUUGUAUCCAAAGCAUCGUUGAUUCGCAAUUCAGUUACUAGUCAAAAUCAGAAAAUAAUGCAACAACGUCAAUCUAUAAUUGAAUCAAGAACAAAUGCGUCAUCAGUUGCAGUUAACUCAAAAACUUCACCACCACCAGCAAAGAAACUUUUUAGUAUCCUUCGGCCCACAACCACUGAAUUGCAACAAAUUAAAUCGGAAGUCAAGGCUGAGCCUUUGUCUUCGAAGCAAAAGGCUGAGCCUUUUAUAUCAAAGCCUAGUAAAUCCACUGCAACUCUUUUGACGAAUAUUGCUGUUGCCAAAGCAGCGAAUAGAUUAUCGCUGACGGGAACGUCACCCCCACCGUCUGAUGACUCCAGCAACGUUACUAUUCGACGAAAACAUUGUAACUGCACCAAAUCCCAAUGUUUGAAGUUGUACUGCGAUUGUUUCGCCAAUGGAGAAUUCUGUCAAGAUUGCAAUUGUAAGGAUUGUUUAAACAACUUAGAUAAUGAAGACGAACGGCAGAAGGCAAUACGAAUUUGCCUAGAAAGGAAUCCAAAUUCUUUCAAACCUAAAAUCACAGCUGCAGCUAACGAAAGUGACCAACGAUUGCACAAUAAAGGUUGUAAUUGCAAGAGAUCAGGUUGCUUGAAAAACUACUGCGAAUGCUAUGAAGCGAAAAUACCAUGUUCAUCUAAUUGUAAAUGUGUCGGCUGCCGAAAUGUAGAUGACCAUCCUGACCUUGACAUGGAUACAAAGAAGUGUGCAAUCUCCACAAAUAAUACGAGCAACAGAGGCAAAAGAACCUACGAAAUGAUUACACCAAAAGCCCAGAGUUCAUCUGUGUUAACACCGGCUGUAACAGCUUCAAUGGUGGCGGCAAGUGGUCCUCCAGCAGAAAAACAACCAUGUAAUUUCAUUACUCAAGAAGUAGUUGAUGCAACAAUACAAUGUUUAAUCGCCCAGGCAGAUGAGUGCGAGAAAGGUGAACUUACACCCUAUCAAACAGAAAAAAUGGUCAUGGAGGAGUUGGGCCGAUGUCUUGUAGAAAUAAUUGACUUUUCAAUUCGUAAUACUGACUAAAAUAAAUAAUUAUUACAAAAGGUCAAAAAAUCUUAAUGUAACUAAUCAAUAUAUAUGUUUAUGUAAUAUGUUAUGUAAAAUAACUAAAAACAAUUUAACUUUGCAAUUUAUAUUAGUAUAUAAAACUUCCAUUAUUUACAUAGUUUUAAUCCAAAAUAAUGGAUGUCUAGCUCCAAUUUUACUUGAUGUUUUUAUUUAAAUCUUUUCAAAAGAAAAAAAUAAUUAAUAUUGUAAUUAAAUACAAUGAUUUAAUUGUUUCUGUGUAGGAUGACAGUUUGUAACAUGCGUGGAUAUUAAAUAAUCAGAACAAUUAAGUUAGAAAUAAAAUUGACAUUCUUUAAACUA
This is a messenger RNA of Episyrphus balteatus (marmalade hoverfly), 3277 nucleotides long. RefSeq names its product protein lin-54 homolog (gene mip120). Bases 461 to 2932 code for a protein of 823 amino acids. Gene Ontology annotation, biological process: regulation of DNA-templated transcription. NCBI's taxonomy places the organism in Eukaryota, Metazoa, Arthropoda, Insecta, Diptera, Syrphidae. The record is from RefSeq and is a predicted model, not a curated record. The transcript has 5 exons. Gene Ontology annotation, cellular component: nucleus.